AUGACUCAAGAUUUCAUGAAGCUUGACCGUUUUGAUAGAGGAAAUUUUCGACGCUGGCAAAAGAAGAUGCAUUUUUUGCUCACCACUCUCAAAGUGGUCUAUGUGCUAACUACCCUCUAUUCGGUAGAGCAAGAAAACGAGACUAUGGAGCAAACCUGUACCAAAACCAAAUGGGAGAAUGACGACUACAUUUAUCAAGGACAUAUUCUGAAUGCGCUGUCAGACUCUUUGUUCGAUGUGUAUCAACAUCUAGAAACGACAAAACAACUAUGUGACAUAUUACAGUCAAAGUACCUCACUGAGGAUGCCACCAGUAAGAAAUUUCUUAUUAAUAAUUUAAUGCGUUUUACUAUGAUUGAUACAAAGCCCAUUAUGAAACAAUUCCAUGAGAUCCAAUAUAUUCUGAGUCAGUUUCGACAAAAGAAUAUGAACAUGGAUGAAUUUAUUGCAGUUUCAUCUAUAAUAGAGAAACAACCAUCUUGGAAGGAUUUUAAGAAAACUAAAAAACACAAAAAAGAAGAUCUUAAUUUAGAGGAAUUAGCUCAACACCUUCGAGUUGAGGAAGAGUCAAGGCUUCUUGAAGGUAAAGAUAAUCAAUUGGCUCGGACUUCCAAGAUCCACAUGGUGGAUGAUGGCAAGAGGUUUAACAAAAAGAAGCAUAAGCAUAAACCUUAA
Messenger RNA from Camellia sinensis, 675 nucleotides. Lineage: Eukaryota; Viridiplantae; Streptophyta; Magnoliopsida; Ericales; Theaceae. The record is from RefSeq and is a predicted model, not a curated record.